GGAGAAGGACAGUCGGAGGUCUCUGAGAUCUUCGCUUCUUCAUCGAGAAAAUCGUUCCUAAACAAGACUCUCUCCUCUGUUUUGACCUGGUGUAAAUAAAAGAUGCUUAAAUGUACCCAGUGGACAUGAAUUCUGCUCACCAGGACAGAUGCGACGCCCCCCCACACCAACAGUAUUAGAAAGAAGUAUGUGUGGAUGCUCAACAUCCUGUUAAAUUGUGGAUUCAUUCCUUCAGUCAUCCUUCACUGCACAGCAGGACUUCCAAGAUCAAACCGAACACCUGAUGCUACGGUCACAUCGAACAUAAGAUGCGGGUCCAAGGACAUGUUAAACGUGCAUUCUUGAGCAGCUUCAGCAUAUGGUGUUUACAUCGGAUUGUUGCUACCCAAUACUAGCACAUGUCCGCCACCUACAGUUGGAGGAGGCUUGGUGCGCAAUGUUUUAAAUGGAGCAAUUCUCAUGAAUUUUGCUCCUGGCUUUUGUCUUUCACAGCUCUAUUGAUAAACAUCAAAGACUUGGCGUCAUAUUACCACAAUAAUUUCUCCUUCGUGAUCAAUUUGCAAACGGUUGGCACUUCUGUAAAUUAAAGGGGACACAUCCAUACAUCUCUACCACAUCUGAGUUCCUGAUUGCUCAAAGUUCCGUUGGUUUAACUUGCAACGAGCGCUUAAAGAACGCCUGUUUUGUUUGUAAAGCUCAAACAGUCAUAGAAACCUGUGUAGUGAUGUGUAAGUUUUAAACACGGAAGCAGACUUUCAUUGGAAGUGGCAGCUUUGAACGAACGCUGCAGAUGGCGGUGUGAACGUAGCUACAUGGGCGUAGAGUCGCUCCAUAAACACAGUUCAAAGCAGCAGCUGAUUGGACAGAUGUAUUCUAGCAAUAGCUGGAAAGUGCGUUUAGAACAAUGUUGCCAGAUUCUGUAUAUCCUCCACACACUCGCUGAUCUUCAACAUUUUCCUGCAGACGACACAGAAACGCCCGUCUGUGGGAUCUCGUAUGUUGUUGGGAUUUGUGACUUUGUUCUUAUGAAUCUUCCUGUGCGUUGGUAUGAGGCCGUCUCAUCUCCAGCCUGUUGCUGCCUGGCUGGCUCUGUGAUGAUGAGCUUCCCAAAAAUCAGCACAGAUUGUAUCAAAGUGUGGUCCAACCUGCAAUUGCAUAAAUAUCAGUAGGACUCCAUGUGACCUCUCAGUAUCCAGCUUUGUGUGGAAACGAUGCGAUAUUUCUGUUUGUCAUUUGACUGUUUUUAAUAUGUUUGUGAUCCAAGUAAGGAUACUUGUAUUGUUUAUGUGAAAAGAGAAACAUAUUUUUUUCCUUUCAAAUAAAAACAAAAAACUAAAA
Oryzias melastigma (Indian medaka) is the source of this 1338-nucleotide messenger RNA. RefSeq names its product ras-GEF domain-containing family member 1B-B. The record is from RefSeq and is a predicted model, not a curated record. Gene Ontology annotation, biological process: Ras protein signal transduction; positive regulation of GTPase activity. Lineage: Eukaryota; Metazoa; Chordata; Actinopteri; Beloniformes; Adrianichthyidae. Gene Ontology annotation, molecular function: guanyl-nucleotide exchange factor activity. Gene Ontology annotation, cellular component: plasma membrane.